Messenger RNA from Hydractinia symbiolongicarpus, 1239 nucleotides. RefSeq names its product pre-mRNA-splicing factor SYF2-like. Gene Ontology annotation, cellular component: post-mRNA release spliceosomal complex; Prp19 complex; catalytic step 2 spliceosome. The record is from RefSeq and is a predicted model, not a curated record. The coding region runs from base 45 to 932 and encodes 295 amino acids. The transcript has 6 exons. NCBI's taxonomy places the organism in Eukaryota, Metazoa, Cnidaria, Hydrozoa, Anthoathecata, Hydractiniidae.
AGCUUGUGUCUCAUAUAAUUUUAGAGUUUGUUCUAUAUAUUUAAAUGGCAACAGAAACUGAAAAUAUAUGGCCUGAAGUGGAGCUCUCUGAUUCUGAAGAUGAUUCUAAAGAAGCUGUAAAGCCAAAGAAAAUUAUUCCCGACCUUUUACCUGAAGAUGUUACAGAGGAAGAUAUACAAGGUGACUUCCCGCAAUUGAAAAAAAAAGAAGAUUCGGAAAGCAGUAGCGAUGAAGACAAGUCAAAAGGAAAUAAAUAUCUCUCGAUUAAUCCUGCAGAAAUAAAGAAAAAAUAUGAUAAUAAGCUGAGAGAACUGCACCUAAAAAGGAAUGAAGCUCGUAAACUCAACCAUCAAGAAGUUUCUGCUGAAGAUCAAAGAAAAAAACUGCCUAAGAAUUAUGAAGCAAUGCGUCGAAGAGCUGAGUGGGAAAUGGAAGAUAAAAAUGCACGGCAGCAAGCAGAAAAAGACGGAGAAGAUUAUGAGCGUGUUAAGUUACUUGAAGAAACGGCCGAGGAUGUUGAGAUUUUUGAACGAAGAAAGCGUAAAAAGAAGAAUCAAGAUCCUGGCUUUUCUGAUUAUGCUACUGCACAACUUCGCCAAUACGACAGACUGACCAAACAAAUGAAACCAGACUUGGAAGCAUAUCGAAACUCGAGAGAAAAAUUAGGCGAAACUGCUUUUCCGUCUGCUCAUAAUGUAAUGUAUGGCUCUGAUGGAAAAUGUUCAGAAGAAGCCGUGGAUCGUAUGGUUGCAGAUUUAGAAAAACAAAUCGAGAAACGAUCUAAAUUCCAUCGUCGCAGACAACACCAUGACGAUGCAGACAUCGAUUACAUUAACGAGAAAAACAUGAAGUUCAAUCAAAAGGCCGAACGUUAUUACGGCCAAUACACACAAGAAAUCAAGCAGAAUCUUGAAAGAGGGACAGCUAUUUGACAACACCAAUUUUGUGUGUUAUAUUUGGUAACCUACACCGUGAAGAAUUCAUCGCCAAUGUGACUGAUUUCACUGUUCUGCUGUGAAAAUCUCCAUGUCUGUUGAGAACCUUAAUGGAUAGAGUUAAUUGCUUAACCUAAUAUUUCAGUUUGGACACCAUGAGAAGGACUGAAAUAAAGCAAGGACGAGGCUUAAUGGUAUUCGAUACAAUUGUUGUAAAUUAUUACUUUUCUCAUAUGAACUUGAUCAGACGAAACAAAAAAUUUAAACUAGCUAUACAAAAAAAUUCCUGAUUUUCUAUUCUAAC